AUGGCUAGCAAUACCCGCCGGCGCAUCACGCUGGCGGACCCUGAGCCUCCAGCUGAUGAACGACGCCCGUUGCUGAGUAGGCUCAGUACAGGCGUUCCUAGCGACCGCGAGGCUCUGUAUAGCUGCAUGACAGAUCCUCACAGCCAUUUACCCGUGUAUACAAACAUUCAUCGUAUUCGUCGCGAUAUCAUCAGUGUUGUUGAGGACUACUUGAGCCUCGCCCAGCUGCAGGAUCUGAGAAUUAAUGUUACAGUUGUGCGGCCUUUGGUUGAUAAGUUCUACGGCCUCAAUGACAUUUCCAUUAUUUACUGCUUGCUGGUCAAUCGUGCACAGUUUCUCGAUGAGCAAUCUCAUCUGAACAACCGGCACAACGUGAACUUCACUCGUGCUACGCUAUGCGAGCUCAUUGCUACGCGCAUUCUGCGUCGCUUCGGGGAAGUACACGACGAUGGUCACGAUGGCCUUCUCUUGCUGGCUCAUAUUCUCGUUGCAGGCUUCGAGCCCUUCCAGAAUGCCCCAGACGAGAUUCGAGAAGAGGCAGAGCGUACCACCACCUGGGUUGACUACAAGACGCUGCCAGCUUUGGAGGUUGCCAUUGUUACUGAGAGCAAGCAUUUCUUGAGCUCUGCGACUUGCGAAAAGGUCGUUAACGCCAUCUACGAGGGUCGAAUUGUCUAUACUCCCUCAACAUUCUGGGAUAUCAUUCCUGAUCAUUAUAAGCUGAAACCCAUCUCUAUCUAUGACCCUCGCGAUUCACCUCUCCUCAACCAGUACCGUCUUAUUGUCCCCCGAACUCGAAACAUCCUGGAGUCCAUCCAAUUUGCUAUACUGCUCACCCUCUAUGUGGCGGUCAUGGUUCUUAGAAGGAAGAACCGCUACGGGCCGACUGAGGCUGCCUUUUCCAUCUUUGCUUUCGGAUGGGGUCUGGAUCAAUUUGCUACUAUCCUGGCACAUGGAUGGAACGUGUAUACUCAGAACCUGUGGUCGUUCCUUGAUGUGGCAUUCGUCUUGAUCUACUGGGUAUAUCUCAGUCUGCGGUUCAUGGGCUGGAAACUCGGCGAUGCAAACCUGGACGAGCAGGCAUUUGAUGUGCUUGCGCUAGCAGCUCCUGUCUUGGUUCCGCGCCUUGCGUUCAAUCUGCUCCGAGACAACCUAGUGUUCUUGUCGCUAAGGUCAAUGAUGGCAGACUUUUUCUUCCUCACUGCUCUAUCUGCCUGGUGCUUCUUAGGCUUCCUGCUAUCACUCCUCUGGCUUGGCGAGGGUGCCCACCCUAUCUUAACAAUAUCAAAGUGGAUGAUAUACAUUUGGUUUGGCUUAGAUGGUACAGGUAUCCAUCGAUCGACUGAGUUUCACUGGCUGCUAGGACCUAGUGUGAUGGUUACCUUUGCAUUCCUCGGAAAUACCCUCUUCCUUACCAUUCUGGUCUCUAUGCUUUCCAAUACCUUCAGUAACAUAUCCACAAACGCUAUAUCAGAGAUUAGCUUCCGUCGAGCAGUACUUACGCUAGAAGGUGUCAAAGCCGACGCUGUGUUCGCGUAUCAACCUCCUUUCAACAUCCUCGCGGUCUUUUUAUUCAUCCCGCUCAAGUUUGUCGUGAGCCCACGUUGGUUCCACAAGAUUCACGUCACGGCAGUCAAGAUCCUGAAUCUUCCCCUCUUGCUCAUUAUUGCUGUUGCUGAGCGCCGCCUGCUCUGGCCUUCUCAUACAAUCGAGGAUCCGACCGAGAUCAAAGCACCACCACCAACAAAGAGCCAAUUUUGGAAGAAGUGGCGGUUGACGGUUCACCGAGACCUUCGCGCUGUGUUCCAAGUCCCACCGCCUGACACCGUGCACGACGACAUUGCGGUCGACGACGACCUCACGCAUCAUCUCAUCCGAAGGCAGUUCACGCGUGGCGGCACAAACGAGAUAGAGCCUCGUAGUACGACAGUUCAGGCCCGGCCUGAUCCUGGAGACCGACGUCCAUCGCGAAGGGACUCUAUGUUUCCUGGAAUUCCACCGCAGAAGCUGCGAGGGUCGUUUUCCGAUAAUGACAUGUAUGAAGGAAGCUCAGAUAGACUGGCCGAAAUGGAGAAAGCGAUACGACGUAUGGAAACUAUGUUGUCGCGCUUGGUGCCGUCUGUAGAGGACGCUAUCAGUGACAGCGAGCUGGAGGAGAGUGGGACAUUGAGGGACAAUACUGCCGAGUCUUCAUUCAGGGGGGCAACCGAUUAA
This is a messenger RNA of Fusarium sp. VM40, 2214 nucleotides long. The record is from the annotation of a GenBank genome assembly. Lineage: Eukaryota; Fungi; Ascomycota; Sordariomycetes; Hypocreales; Nectriaceae.